AUGAACCACGCUUUCGGCUUGGGGAGUGGAGGGUUCUGGGAGGAGGUGAGGAGGCUGCCGAUGCCGGUGCUGUGGUCGGAUUCUUGGUCGGACAUGUGGAUCGAUGAGGGGAAGAAAGUGGCGGCUGCAUUGCUCGACGCCAAAUUUGUUCUACCAUUCGGAGGCCGAUGGCCUCAGGUAACUUACCACCCACUGGAUGUUCUCCGGCUCAGGCUAGCAGUUCAAUCUGGACACAGCACUUUAUCUCAGAAUGAAGGAAUCUGUCUAGAGAAGUACAAGAAUAGACGAGAAACGUCUCUAGCAACUGCUCUUCUUUCAGCAACAUUUGCAACUUUGAUGUGUUAUCCCCUGGACACUGUUAGGAGCCAGAUGCAGAUGAAAGGCACACCACACAAUACAGUUUCUGAUGCUAUUUCAGGUAAUGUCCUCAAUACACUCUUCACCGGUCUGAAUUCUCCUGGCCAGUUUUGCCGCCGCUACUCGCCGGAGAAGACCACGGAUUCGCCUCCAACACUCUCCGUCUACUAUCCUCAGAGAAGAUCCGAGGGUCGCCCCCAACAACACCUGCCAAGAACUCACGGAGAAGAGACUGGAAUCGCCCCCAACAGUACCCACCUCCACAUGGAACAGAUCCACAAUCGGGCUGAGAGGAAUAUAAACAUCAUAUUCUUCAUCUGUCUUGCACAAACCGGUCUUCAUGUUUAUCACAAAGAUAUGGGAGGCCACCAUGAGGACAGUCUUAUUCGCAAGGAGCGCCGGUGGGCUGCUGCAACGGCAUCACAUGGCACAAGGGGUCCUUCGUCGUCAAUCCAGCCACCAGUCACAGAUAGUCAGACUGGAGCGUCUCAACCAUUGCCCAUGCCCAUACCCAUACAGGUCACUCCAGAAGAUCUUGAUCAUGAAGAUGCCACCGACACACCUGCUACGCCACCAGCUACGCUCUCAGCUGCUGAAAUCGUCACGCCCGAAGUUGGGAAGACAUACACACAUACCCCGACAUUGGCAGAGGAUAUGAUCCCAAAGGUGGGGAUGUUUUUCGACACUGAAGAGCAUGCAUACGAGAUGUUCAGGAGAUAUGCCAAAGCAACUGGUUUUCCAAUUAAGUGGGAUAGGAAAAAACAUACUGUAAGGGACAUAUCCUGCUCAAUGUCUGGAACAUGGAAAUACUAUAAGCCUGAACAACAGCGCACUCGCAAUAAGUUCACAAAGAAGACCGGCUGCAAGGUUUACAUGAAGCUCAAACAUGUGUCUGACAUGGAAGGUAAUAACAAUGGCAAGGUUUCUGACGUGGCCGAGAUGUUCAAGGGAUUAGACAGGGAGAACAAGACAUUCACUCUAAUGCACUGUUGGAACAAGUUGAAGGGUGAAGACAAGUGCCGAGAGGAAGAGAAUGGCGGAGCAGCAAGCCAGUAA
Molecule: messenger RNA, 1413 nt
Organism: Miscanthus lutarioriparius
Lineage: Eukaryota; Viridiplantae; Streptophyta; Magnoliopsida; Poales; Poaceae
Source: the annotation of a GenBank genome assembly